This is a messenger RNA of Cuscuta epithymum, 1489 nucleotides long. The record is from the annotation of a GenBank genome assembly. Lineage: Eukaryota; Viridiplantae; Streptophyta; Magnoliopsida; Solanales; Convolvulaceae.
UAAGAAUUGCCAAAUCACAAACCAUCAUGUGCUGACCAAACUAAUAAUUCAUUUGUAUUUAUACAAUAAUUCUUUUGUAUUUAUAUUCACAAAUAUAAAACUAAAGUAUUGAUGGUGACAUCUGAGAGCGAGAAUCUGAUCCUCAAAAUCCUUUUGUUUUUAGAUUAUAAUAGUUUUGUCAUGUCGUGAAAAAUAUUAACAAAUUGACUUAUGCUUUAACAGUGGUUUACACGAUUGAAUUUAAGAAAAGUGGGUUGCCUCAUGCCCAUAUUUUGUUGUGACUGUCGCUUGAGGAUAAGUUCUUGGCCCCCAAGGAUAUUGAUAGGGUGUUAUCUUCUGAAAUUUCGGAUAUUAACCGUGACCCGAUGUAUUAUGGAGCAGUUAGGGAUUUUAUGAUGCAUGACCCUUGCGGUGGAGUUGUCAAGUCUGCGCCUUGCAUGGUUGAUGGUAAGUGUACCAAACACUUUCCCAAAAAAUUGUGUGCUGAAACAUUAGUUGACGACGACGGUUACCCCGUGUAUAAGCGUGGUAGUAAUGGUUGUGUAAUCCGUAAGAACAAUGUUGAUUUAGACAAUAUGUUUGUUGUUCUGCAUAUUUGUUGAUGAAAUAUGAUGCCCAUAUGAAUGUUGAGUGGUGUAAUCAAUCAAGGCCGAUCAAAUAUUUGUUCAAGUACAUAAACAAAGGGCGUGAUCGGGUAACAUCUGCAUUUUACCAUACCGUGGAUGGUGAUACUCAGCAUAAGUCGAUUGACGAGAUUCGAAUGUAUUAUGAUUAUAGGUACAUUUCCCCGUGUGAGGCUGCUUCGAGAGUGCUUGGUUUUUAAAUUCAACACAAAAACCCGGUAGUAGAGCGUUUGAGCUCUCAUUUGCCCCCCAGAAUCUGUCGUGUCUCAUGAUGAUCAACCCCUCGAAUUAUUGGUAAAUGCAUCAUCGGUUAAGGAUAGUAUGUUCACGGCAUGGAUGGAGGCCAAUAAAAAUACCCCGAAGCAAGAUCGUUGACGUAUGUCGAGUUUCAUCAGAAGUUCGUUUGGAAGAAAGUAACAAAGGAAUGGACUCGAAGAAAAGGACUUUUGUUAUUGGCAGAAUUUAUUAUGUACAUCCCAGUAGCGGUGAAUCUUAUUACAGUAGAAGAUUUGAGAAUGGUAGAUGGUGUAACAUAUGUUUCAUUUCGUGAGGCAUGUUAUGCGUUGGGAUUGCUAGAUGAUGAUAAGCAAUUCAUUUAUGCUUUCAAGGAAGCUAGCCUCUCAUCAGCCUUUUAUAUGAGGAUUUUAUUUGUUAUUUUGUUAUGGACAAAGUCCAUGGCUUGCCCGGACUUUGUUUGGCAACAUUGUUGGACGUUCAUGAAGGAUGACAUACAACACACGCGGAGGCGAAUAUUGCAGCAUCCAGAUCUAAUUUUAUCGGCUGAGCAAUUGGAGAAAUUUGCUUUGGAAGAAUUAGAAUGAUUGUUACAAGGUCGAGGAGAGAGUGUUAGUAUAUAUGUCCUAUCG